GCUUCUACUUCCGGAGAACUCUACAGAUUGCUGGGCCUGGGCUGACAUGUUCUUACAUGUUCUCAAAUGAUCAGCGGCCAAUAGCAAAGCAUGGUCUAGCUCCAACCUGGAACCGGUCGACUGUGUCUGAUGGUUUGGAAGAUCCAGGAUGACAAAAGAGAAGACUCUUCCUUUGCCCCGGUCAGAGUGUAUAUGUCCAAUAUGCCAGGAGAUCCUUUUGGAACCUGUGACCUUACCCUGCAAACACACGCUGUGCAACCCUUGCUUCCAGAUGACUGUGGAAAAAGCCAGCCUGUGCUGUCCAUUUUGCCGCAAGCGGGUAUCAACUUGGGCUCGCCUCCAUUCCCGCACUCGGACUUUGGUUAACACAGAGUUGUGGGAGAGAAUACAAAAGCAGUACCCAAAAGAAUGUCAGCGUCGUGCCAGUGGGCAAGAAUCUGAUGAUCUUGCAGACGAGCUAGCAUCUUGUCCAGCUCCACUUUUAUGUCAACCAGGAGAAAUCAGACAGGAAUAUGAAGCUGAGGUUAGCAAGAUAGAAGCUGAACGCUUGGCUCAAGAAGAGGCAGAGAGAAAGGCAAGUGAGGAUUACAUCCAAAAGCUUUUAGCAGAAGAAGCAGCUCAAGAUCGUCUUCAUUCAGAAGCCGUGCAGAGGGAGAUGGAGGAGCAGCUGAAAAUAGAUGAGGAAUUGGCUCGGACACUCAGUGUAGAUUUGGAUGUGUCAAAUGCCUCCUGUUCUUCAGUGUCAUCUGUGACUUCAAAGAAAGUGGUGGUCUCUAAGUCCAGCAAAAAUGUGAAAAACAAGCAGAGAGUAUCUGGAGAUAUAGAAAGGUUUCUUACUCCAAGAGCCGUGGCUGUUGUUGGAAUUGACGAAUCCAUGAAUUCUGACAGCUCGGAGUGUUUUAUCGUGUUUGAUGAGGGUGAAGAUGAAAUGCCAGAACUCUCACCUCAAUGUCCUUCCACCAGCUUAAUACAAGAGAGAGGUGUUGAGCUAAUAAUGCCAUAUUUGUCUGACUGCUAUAAAGUGGAGUCUAACACAACCAGCCAGCAGGAUCGCUGUUCUGAAAGGAGUCAGGUUUGCAAUGGGACUUAUUCUUCUUGCUCGGACAGUAUAGAUAUGGAAGAGAGCAUGGCAAUAAAAAAACAAAGUACCACGGCAGGAUUAUUCCCUGAAAGGGGUUACCAUUCUCCAGAGAACGGAAUGGAGAGUAAUACAAUGAACUGCAGUACACCUAAGCAUCUUGGUAUGACAGGAACUCUUAAAAGAAAAUGUGAAGACUGUUCUAUUGAUUUAGAAGAAAAAGCAGGGAGCUGUCGAAAUGUAAAAAAGAAAAAGCUGUCUCUGACUGAGGACUGUCCUGUACCCAGUGUUCAUGCAGGGAAAUUAAUUGAAUUGGAAGAGAAUCUGUAUGAGCGGAGGAGACAGGAGGAACAAGAUAGGCUAUUAGCCCUCCAGCUGCAAAGAGAGUUGGACCAAGAACUGAAACAAGUAAACCGAGGGAAGGGUUCUCCAGAUGAGUAUCAGCUGAGAACUAAAAGGGGCCUAAAACUACAAGAGUGCCUAAAACUACAAGAGUGCCAGGAUUCACCGUUGCCUCUUCGUAAAGAAAUCCCUGUGCAAGAUAAUAGUAGGAAUACACAAAGUGAAUAUAGUCCAGAUGAAAACAAGAAGCCUUCCAGAAAAAAUAGCGUCAGAUCUGCUAGAGUCAGGCAAAGCAGGGCAGUAGCCAAUACUGAGGGGUCCUCUGAUGGGAUUAAUGUUUUGAAGCCAAUUAACAAGCAGCCAACUAUACUGGACCUAUUUCAAAGGUCCGCUGGAAAAUAAAGUUCUCUAUAGACUGUUGUGGUACAUACCUAUAAAAUCAUUUUGUAUAAUUUUUGGUACAGGUAUGCCAGCCUGCUGAUACGGUCUGAAAUCCAUGUAUUCUGUGUACCAGCCAGUUAAGCAAUUGGAGCUGUUUGAAAUCUCAUCUGCUGAUCGAACAUGUCUGCUAGUGUAUGAUGCAUUGGCAGCUAAGGAAAUAAAGGGAAGCUGUAGCUUUUUUCACUUUUUGCUGUUCUGAUAGUUUGUGCUGUCAGUGACGAGAACAAUAAAAAAAGGUGGCCAUAUCAUGCCUGAACCCUUGUAUGCUAUGUGUCUGUUAAGCUCAAGGGCUGAUUAGUCAGAGCAGGACAUAGCUAGGUGUGCUUGUAACUAACUUUUUUUUCAACCAAAAAUGUGUUUUCAAGAGAAAAAACUGUCAUGUUUCCCAUCUUAGUCAAUGGCAUCCACACAAGGCAGUUAUGUGCACAUGUUCAUAGUAAAAGGUUAGCCCUUAGCUCUGCUGUUGCAUUUAGCUGUAAGCACUGGCAGGUCGUAGGAUUAAAAACAUAUACAGAUUUGAUGCAACUGCUUGCUGCUAUCCUUAGGAAUAGUGCCAGUGUAGCAAAUAGGCCCUGAAUGCAUUGUAUGUGGCAUAAGCCUAUGGCUUUAAGGAACACUGUAGAAUAGGCUGAGCUUUAUUUAGAAAUUUGAUAUGGCUGAGCCCAGCAGAGCUGAUAGCAAACGUAGUAAAAAAAAAACAAACAAGGAAAGCAUAUUUAGGAUUAAAACAAUGGUAUGUCCCCUCAAAGGAAUAAAUUACAUUUGUGAUGUUACCGGUUAUGGUUUUGUUUUCAAAUGAUGGUUUAGGUUCUACUGUUUUACCGUUACACAUUCAAUACUGAUCUUUUCUAAUUUAGGAACCGACUACAAUGCUGGUAUUUCUUCACAAUUUACCAGUGCACCUUGUAAGCUCAGAGCUGAUCUGGUGGGAAAACAAAUUUUAAAAAAAGUAUUUCCAUUAACUUGCUCGCUACUGUGAUGUACCAAAGUUUAGUAUUAUUUUUGUUAAUAAUUACACAGGGGGUAAUCAUAACACAGGCUUUUUUUUCGUAUAUGGUUUUUCAGUUCAGUUAUUUUAGACUGCAGAUCUCACUUGAAAUGAAAUCCUGCCUUCAAGCCCUGAGGUAUUCAAAGCAAAGUGGAUUUGAGAAUACACUGUUUUGUUUCUAAUUACUGAAUGUAGUUUUAACACAAAUACAACAUUUAUGUGCUGAAUACUAUUUGCCAUCCAGCAGGUAUAAUAGGCCUGUCACCUUGCCACCCUACAGCUGUGGUGGGAAGGGAAAUGAAUGCAAAAAUAUGACACUAUAAAAAUGUAUUCAUAUCUCUGGUUUUUAUCAACUGUAAAAUGUCAAUAUGCAUUGCUCUUUUGCCUGUAAUCUUGAUGCUCGAUCAAAUCCACACCCAGACCUUGAAGUAUGUCUGACUCUUUUGAAUAAGUAAGCUUUGAAUAUAACUGAAUUUUUAAAUUGCUUUUCACUUUGACUAUACCAGUGAAAAUACAUGCUACGGUUUAGGGUUACAACGGGCUUUCUGCCAUUCAGUCUGUACUCAACCUCUGAUGCAUCUGACUUGUCGUACACAGUGGAAACGGCAACUGUAUUGAAAGACGUACCCUAUCGUUUGCUUCCCAUAUUGUUCUUAAAUAUUGGUUGGACAUAUAUUCUAAAAACAGACAUUCCUUGGUAAUGUCUUAA
Xenopus laevis (African clawed frog) is the source of this 3558-nucleotide messenger RNA. RefSeq names its product ring finger protein 168, E3 ubiquitin protein ligase L homeolog (gene rnf168.L). Gene Ontology annotation, molecular function: ubiquitin protein ligase activity; chromatin binding; metal ion binding. Gene Ontology annotation, cellular component: nucleus; catalytic complex; ubiquitin ligase complex. The transcript has 7 exons. The record is from RefSeq and is a predicted model, not a curated record. NCBI's taxonomy places the organism in Eukaryota, Metazoa, Chordata, Amphibia, Anura, Pipidae. Bases 149 to 1822 code for a protein of 557 amino acids. Gene Ontology annotation, biological process: protein ubiquitination; double-strand break repair; positive regulation of DNA repair.